CACAGGUGUCAUUUUAGCCACACAAGUUUGUGAUGCAGUUUGGGAAAUGUCAGAUUAUUGAAUUAUCUAAUAAUGACGAAACUUGCCACCAUAGUUGGCUAGCAAUGCUUUUGGCAAAGGCACCACAGAGCAGGUGGAAUAGCAAUAUCUGACAGCAUCUGUAACUUUACUACUUUUGGAAAGAAGCAAAACCAAGACUAAAAUGGAGAGGAAGAUCCUUGAGUUCCUGAGGCAAAAUGGCAGAAGCAAGGCACAGACAAUUUCUGAAGCAGUCAAACAAAAUAAAUCCAUGGUGAACAGACAUUUGUACAGGCUACAGACAUUAAAUCAUGUGUUCAGAACUAAAGGAAAUCCUCCUUUAUGGGAUCUUACAGAGAAGAUGAAUGCGAUCAAACCAGAGCAAAAGUCUCAGAUGAGAAACAUUCAGAUUGAAUCAAGAGUACAAGACUGCAGACUGGCCUCAGAUUCAGAGUUCUCUAAAUCAAUUGAAAUGAUAACGCAGAUUGCUAAAGGAGGCUAUGGUUGCAUUUAUAAAGUGAAACAUAAACUUGAUGGCAAGUUCUACGCUUUAAAGCAAGUCAAGUUAACUGGGAAAGCUGAUUCUGAGGUGAAGGCAUUGGCUGAGCUAGAUCACCCAAACAUAGUACGUUACAUUACAUCUUGGCUUGGUCCUGACAUCUGGAUGUCAAACCAAGAUAGAAACACAUCAGGUCCUUCAUCAGACGUAGUGACUUUUGAGAGAGCUGGCUGUGAAGAAACAGAUUACAGUGAUGAUGACAAUGAGGAUGACGAUGAUGAUGAUGACGAUGACGAUGAUAACAACACAUCAGGAAUGGAAAGUCUAGGUGCAACAACAGAUGAAUCAAGUGUACAAGACUGCAGACUGACCUCAGAUUCAGACAGCAGGACAUAUUUAUUCAUUCAGAUGGAGUUCUGUGAGGGAGGAACACUGACUGAUUGGAUACAGGCAAAAAAUGAUCUGAAAAAAUUCAUAACUACAGUAGAAAUCAAUGAAAUAUUUUAUGAAAUUAUCACUGGAGUGGAAUUCAUCCAUGCAAACAAUCUCAUCCACAGAGAUUUAAAGCCUGAUAACAUACUGUUCAGAGCUGAUGGCAAAGUGAAGAUUGGAGACUUUGGACUUGUGGCAGCUCAGACUGAUCAAAAUGGUGACCCUAUAAAGAGAUCAAAAAGAAAAGGAACACCAACUUAUAGAAGUCCUGAACAGGAAAAUGAGAGGAAAUAUGAUGAAAAAACAGACAUUUUUCCCCUUGGACUCAUAUGGUUUGAGAUGCAGUGGAAGAUAUCUACUGGUAGUGAGAGAGCAGAGCUGUGGCCAGAUCUGAGAAGUCAAAGGUUUCCAGCAGGGUUCAGUGACAAAUAUCCAACUGAAGAACAAAUCAUUAAGAAGAUGCUGUCCUGCACACCAGAGCACAGGCCACAUGCAAAAGACAUCAAAGAAAAACUUGACAUGUUUUUCUCUCUGGAAGAGCAUCUGAAGUUUUUGUCUUUGCGUUGAAACUAUCAGUGCAGAGACUUCCAGUUAAGCCACGCAGCAGAUGGAAAACAGAAAAAGAUAUAAAACUGACGAAGAUGGAGGGGGCAAAAAAUGACGGAGAUCAAGAUGGCAACCCAAAGAUUUCCACUGACGCCAGAGUUUUCUACCCUUCGUUUUGCUCUUAAAGAUGACAUGUCUGAUUUCUGACAGAAAAUUAAGGAUAAAAUCAGUAAUGAUUUGAUAGAGUUCAAAGAAGAAAUCAACUGAAAGCUUAAUGAGGCGAUAAAAACUCUACAAUCAACAUCUAAAAGACUGAAAGACUAGAAUCAGUGAUCAGCAACACCUUGAAAAUACAAGAAGAUAUGCAAGCAAAGUUAUCUGAUUACCUGAAAGCCACACCUGAUGAAAUAAUAUACGUAGGGGAGAGUAUGUAUCUUGGCAACUGUACACUUUUACUGUCAUGUGACCAUGUAUUUUGGAAUCACACAAUCAUUUCUGCCAGACUGUGAAAAGGAGAAACACAUGGGAGGAGUGGAAGGCACCCAUUUACUCUAAAAACAGUUUUUGACUUGUCAAAGUAAAAUUUUAGCAUAACGGGCUAUUACAUCAAAGCAAAUUUAUCCAGGUCUAAAAAUAUUUAUGUUGCAUAUAGGUGAUUAAGCAACAUAUAAAACCACUUUUUUUUAUAAGUUGUUAUAUUUUUAGAACCCCUUGUCAUAGAUACAUUAUGAUUAUUUAAAAUUAUAGGAAACAUCCUGAAAUUACUUUACUUUCAUUGUACUUCUGCCUCAUUUUAUCUUACCUUGAGGACCACAUAAGUAAAAAAUGGCUCGUCUUAUCCCAUUUUCCCCCUAUCUAUGGAAUAGGCUACCUGAGGGAUGUGAAGGAAGAAAUGUGACCAAAUUCAUUGCCGAAUUCAUCAAGUCUGAACAGAGCUCUCUACAAGACACAGAUCUGCAAAUACAGGGAGCUCAUAGAGCAAUCAUUCUUAAACCAAAUCAGGAAGUGCGACCAAGAUCAUUGGUCAUCUACUUUCAGAUGUAGUAGGGUCCUAUACUGACCUGCAAGUGUUGAAGAUAUAUCAGGAAUAUAAAAUAAUGUUGCUCAAUGUCAGUGGGUUGCAUAAUAUGGUGAAAAAGAGUAGAGCUAAAGCUAAAAUUAAUGUGUGUUUACGGUGUGUGUCUGUGCUCACUACACACUGCUAUGUGUGUGCAAUUAGAUGAGUUAAAUGCAGAGCACAAUUCUGAGUAUGGGUUACCACAUAUGUCACAUCACUUUCACUUUCACUUCAAGAGGGAAAAAACAAAUAUUAUUUUCUGGCAAGAAACUAUGGAAGCUGUGUAAGGGUCUGCUUUAUUUAAACCUGCUAGGCGGAUGACGUAAGAGAAGGGUACGGGGCCCUAAAUAUAAAUGUAUGGAUCUUGGGAGUAUGACGUAGCAGAAUGUAUUUAUCUGACUCUUACUAUGUGUGGAAAGUUACCAGUUAGGAGAUGUAACCUUGAAGGCUGGGGGAGAGAUAUAAGUUGGCGUGAGCCCUCCCUUCUUGGUUGCACUCUGCAGCAACCUGUGUUUCUGUAUGACUGUCUGACCUUCUUUGCAAAGA
Labeo rohita (rohu) is the source of this 3098-nucleotide messenger RNA. Its product is annotated as eukaryotic translation initiation factor 2-alpha kinase 3-like. Gene Ontology annotation, biological process: protein phosphorylation. The transcript is spliced from 11 exons. The record is from RefSeq and is a predicted model, not a curated record. Lineage: Eukaryota; Metazoa; Chordata; Actinopteri; Cypriniformes; Cyprinidae. The coding region runs from base 203 to 1516 and encodes 437 amino acids. Gene Ontology annotation, molecular function: protein kinase activity; ATP binding; RNA binding.